AAGUUGCAUGUCAUGCCGAAAGCCCCGCGCUGGAACCGGGUGAAACCAAAUUAUGGCUCGUCUUGUAGUUGUAAUUUCUUUGCUCCCUCCGUACUUUUUUUUGCUUUCUUGCUGUUCUCCCCGCUUCAAAGCUUAUUUGCUCCCUCCCACUUCAUUUCUACUAUAAUUGCUUCAGUCACGACAGUUUUAGGACUGGAAUUCUGACGAGAUAAUCUUGAGACGCACCUUCUUCUAACAUGACCAGGUCUAUCGUUCGAGCAAUAUCGAACGAUAUUGGUUGCUUUCGAGA
Messenger RNA from Amoebophrya sp. A25, 289 nucleotides. The record is from the annotation of a GenBank genome assembly. Lineage: Eukaryota; Dinophyceae; Syndiniales; Amoebophryaceae.